Messenger RNA from Acanthoscelides obtectus, 5155 nucleotides. NCBI's taxonomy places the organism in Eukaryota, Metazoa, Arthropoda, Insecta, Coleoptera, Chrysomelidae. The record is from the annotation of a GenBank genome assembly.
GAAAUACUAAAAAUAUGUGUGACGACUAUGACUUAUUCAUGUAACCUUGGUUUUAUGCUAUUUCAAUUAGGAACAGAUGUACAGUUGCUUAGUAGCUCCUGUUGACAUAAAGUUUGGGCUUCAUCUAAAUGUCUAAAUCUGAAGUUAUUAGGGGUUUCUUCAUGUACUCUUUCAACAUAUUUCAGCACUUAUUUGUUAUAUAGGUAUUGUGGUGUAAUUUUUAAAUAUUGCAGUUCAUUGUAAGUGUACUGCUGCAUUUAUGGCUGAGUAGCUUGGAGAUUCCUUAGUUUUCCUGAAGAUUGAAGCUAGUUGUUGGUCUUCUACUUGUUUUAUAUAACAUAUAUACCCACUAUAACUAAUGUGUCAUAAACUGCUAGAUUGAUAUUCUUCUGAUAAAGAUAUACACAAAAAUGGAUAUCCUUGUUGUUCAAUGCUAGUUUGGCAACGUGGCUCCUCUUGUACCCAUGUAGCUUAAAGGCGGUUGCGGGGCUUGUUGGGAGGGGGGAGAGCGUCCGUCUGCCUGUUUCCAACCGGCUCCGCUGCGUGUGAGGGCGCCGCGAUCGUCAGCCGCCUCGUUCCCCGCACGUAUUGGCGUCCUCGACCAUCCUCUCCGACCACCCUGUUGCCAGAUUUCGAGCGACGGUUGCCGCGCGAACACCUCUUGCUCUCCGUCCCGCGCUAGUGUAGUUCGUUGUGCGUUCGUUGAUCGGUGGUGCGAUGACAAUGAUGAUAAGGGUGCUUCGAUAGUGCGCGCCCCUCGCUAUGUCCGACAAUCAGCGCGGUUGGGACGAGGAACAGCAGCAGCAGACAGGGGGCGGCGGCAUGUGGUGGCAAGACCAACAGCAAGCGGCGCUACAACAGCAGCUGAUGCAGCAGCAAAUCGAAGCGGCGAUUAGCUCCUCCGCUACGGCCACCCAGCAAAUGUUUAAUUACAAGAUGGCUAGCAGCUUCCAAAACCCAGCAACCACGGUGUCAAAUUCGAACUCUGUACGAGCGUACGCCGGCGGUGAUUAUGGCGGUGGUGGCGCCGGUGCGGGUCAGUGGUGGUAUCCGCAGACUACCAUGGACAAUAUGUUGCAGCAGCACCUGCAACAACAACAAAAUAUGCCACCUGUACAUACUCCCCCUCCAGCGCAUAGUGAUUCUCAGUCGUUGCAGCAGCAACAGCAGCAGCAACAACAGCAGGCGCAGGAAGCCCAGCACCAGCUGAAUCAGCAACUAGCCGAAGAAGUGCGAGAGCAUCUUCAACAGCAGCAACAACAGCAGCAAGAGCAGUCGAAGCGGCACCAGCAGGAGCUUCAUCUGUUCAACCGCGUCCAGCAGCAGAUCGAGGAAGCGAAUCAACGCUUCCACGAUUCCCAACAGCAGCAUUUGCAGCAUCUGCAACAGCUACACAACACCCAUUUGCAUAAUAGUCAACAGCAGGUGCUUCAACAGCACCAGCAACAGUUGCAGCAACAACACCUAAACCAUCUGCAACAGCAGCAUCUGCAACACCAACAGCAGCAGCAACAACAGCAGUUACCGCCGUUAGCAGCAAAGGGUAGGAUGCCGCGCGCAAAAGGUGAUUCCCGUCCCAGGGGCCGCAUGACGGCCUACGCCUUCUUCCUGCAGACGUGCCGCGAAGAGCACAAGAAGAAACACCCCGAUGAGAAUGUUGUGUUCACCGAAUUCUCCAAGAAGUGCGCCGAAAGGUGGAAGACCAUGUCUGACAAGGAAAAGAAGAGAUUCCAUGAAAUGGCUGAAACGGACAAGAAGCGUUAUGACGCUGAAAUGCAGAACUACACUCCUCCCAAAGGCGAAAAGCAGAGAGGGAAGAAGAGGAAGCAGACGAAAGAUCCCAAUGCACCAAAAAGAUCUUUGUCUGCAUUCUUUUGGUUCAGCAAUGAUGAGCGCGGUAAGGUCAAGGGUGAAAAUCCCGAAUAUAGUGUUGGAGACAUUGCCAAAGAAUUGGGGAGAAGAUGGGCUCUUGCUACUCCUGAGACCAAAGGCAAAUACGAGGCUCUUGCUGAUCAGGAUAAAGCCAGAUAUGAAAAGGAGAUGACAGCAUACAAGAAGAAAAACAACCCGGCGUUGCAGCAGGCGGCGCAACCAGUACCUGAAGAAGCGGAAGAGGACGACGAGGACGCGGAAGAUGACGACGAGUAAACGCGAGUAAUCAAAAGGGACUUGCGCCCUCUACCUCUCGCUACUAUCACUACGUCGUCUACGCCUUCUCAUUCCUUUUAUUGUACAUAUACAUUAGUAGCAGUGUUUUUUUAUUUCUCAUACAUAUUUUUACUGUGUGUACUUACAAAAAAAUCAUUUUUUUUUUUUGAAGUCUCGACGUGUGUGCGUGCAGUUAUCCAAUGCGAUGGACGGUGAUCUGAAAAUGGAGCGCGUUUCUACAUUCCUAAAUUAUCUUGAAUAAAAUUAUUUUUUCGGACUAGAUUUAAAUGAAAAAUGGCAGAGUUUUUUCAGCGUCAAUUACAUUUCAAUGUCACAAAUUUUUGGAAAAGAACUCAGCAAUUUCCUUAUGAAUAUCAGACAUCCGCUAAAUUGAUCGAAUUUUGAUGGAUAUUUUUUUAUCUCUUAGUUCAUUGUGAAUCCAGUCAUAAACAAACCCAGUUGCCAAAUCUUAUCAAGAUGAUUUUUCCUUUUGCAGACAUGAUCAAUUAAUAAUAUAAUUAUUCAUAAUUCGGACUGUUUGCCUACACUGUUCCUCAUAAAUAUUCCUUACACUUUUUCUUAAAGAUACCACAAACAUUGGUUGGUAAUCACCAGAAGUCUGAGUCUGAUUUAAUUCAGAAAAGUGCCGUGGUCUUUUUUUAUAAAUUCGCAGUUUCAUCUUUGAUCAUUAACAAUCUCUGAAUCAUGUCUACAAAAUUGACUAACAAUAUAUGCGGUGAACAGAAACGCGGUCUGUGUUGCGAACGUCCUACAUUUCACGUUUCUCGACGUUAAAGUAUGUAGUGUAAUUUUAUCGUUCAAUUAUAUUUUUCCGUAUCUUCUUGUGCUGUCAAAACUCAGGACAGUAGUACAACGGGUUGAAAAUAAUUUUUAGCAGCAUAGGAGAGGUUUUGCAUAUAGGGUUGUAUCAUAACACUCCAUUAUUUCUUGGCUGCCCAUCCUUGCAGGUAAAGGUAAUGGUGGUUAGAUUUCACUAGGUUUGUAUCAAAACAUAAUUGUAGUGUUUUGGGCGAUAAUGAUCGUAUUUCAAUAUAUAUGGUUCUUUUCAUAAAUUGGUCAUUCCAAAAUGAUUUUCAAAAUCAUAAAUAAAUUCUUGGCUUUCUCUCAAUAUUAUUUUUAUGAUCUCCUUAGUUUCCUCCCAAAGUAUAUAGAAAGUGUGAAUGAACAUGAGCCAUCAUUGCACAAUUUAUAAUCAAAAUUUUUACUCAAGCUUUACAAGAAAAAUACUCAAAUAUACAGUGAGGUGCCAUACAGUUAAUUUCAAUUUUGACAGUCCUAGGGUUCACAGUAUGGCUGACGGUUGGAGCUAAAAUAAACCUGUACCUUAGCUGCUGCUGUUGGUCACGUCUGCUUAAAACAUACAAACAUAAUAUGCUGAUAAUUAUUAACGUACACUCUGUUCCUCUUGAAGACAUUGUAUAUACUACUAAAAGCAGUUUUGUUUGAGAGAUGCGACAGAAUAUUUUCUGCUCUCAUCGAGAAAUGUAGAAUUCCUUAGCGAUGCUAGAGAAGUGGAUAUAUUUCUUUCCCUCUCUUGCGUGUAAUGAACAUGCCUCUGGUAGUAGAAUAAUAGCUGGAUGUUAUACCAGCAAAAACUGCUGGGUAAUAUGUGGAAGAUACAUAUAUUUAUGAGAGACUGCUGCUAUUACAUGAUACUACUCAUCAGUCCACUAAAUUUACCAAAACGAAAAGGAUUAUUUUUUAUAAAAGGAAUCAUAUGAGUGAAAUAACCCUGUGUACAAAAACGUUUUAAAUCAUUAUAUGCGAAAACAACGCCGCAUUUAGCUGUGUUGUUAGCAGCUGUUGUAUUACCUGGAUUGUAAAUGAACAUAAUCUCGAAUUUGCGUUUUAGGAAAAACUAUCCCGACUGAAAAUACAAAAUUUUUAAGUUUCAUUUACAGUCCCGCAUAGGUCUAAGCGCUGUCGACGUCAUAUGUAUUUAUUUGUAUGCUGUAAAAGUUUAAGUUUUAUUCACAGAUAGCGUAAAAUGAAAAUGUAUGAUUAUCCAUUUCCCCCUACAGUAUAAACAGAGCCAGGCAAGUCAAACAGUCAAAAUGCCAAAGUGGAUAUAUGUGAGUGUAUCUUAUGGACAAUAUUUUAUUUAUGUUUUUUUUGUGUAGAAAGGUUCUAUCAAAUCCUAAAGCAUUUUCAUUACAAACAUUUGAAAAAUUAUUUUAAUGCAAUAAGGAAAACUUGAGCGAUUUUAGCGGGCUUAUUUGUGACAUUACGUGAAAAUGGUCCAACUCAUGGUUACACGUUAAUCAAACCUCACUCAACGUCGUGUCAAAAAACAAAAACCCAGGGAAUUACGGCCAGUUGGCCAAUAAGAAUACGAGAAUUCAAAGAUCUCGCGCUGAUUUGACGGAUGUAAAUGAGGGUUGUUGAACACAGUUUAGGUUUUGGUAGGACUUUGAGCUAUCCGUGAUCAGCAGAAUACUUUGAGUUCAUUAAUUACUGUAAUUCUUCCGUUAUUACCAUAUACAUAUUAAGAAUAGUAUUACUUCAUGUGAUGUGAAAUGUUUUCAUUACAUUUGUAUGUAUAUUUCCAGUAUAAUUUUAUAUUGUUACUGUUGAUACAGUUUUAGUGGAUAAACAUUUCAUCACAUUACAAAAAGCUCUGUGUUAUUUUAGGGAGAUGAUAGACAAGCAAUGUUUGUUUUUAUAUCUUGAUAGGGAUAACUAAACAGAUUAAUAAAAUUUUCAGUAAAAUGACAUUUUGUUUUUAUACAGCAGUUAUACAGGGUUACAGGAAAAGUCGUGCUAGAUCCGUUAAGGGCGUGUAGUACCCAUCAUUUCUGACUUAUUUCAUUAUGAAACACCCUACCCUAAACUUAACCCUUUUCGAGAUAUUCAACUUUUAAUGUUUUUAUUGAAAAUUGCCGAUUUUUAGGCUACUAAAUGUAUUUAUUUUUAUUUUGUGUGUGUUAUUAUUACUAUUAUUGCAUUUUAACAUGUGUAAUAAGAUGCUUUAGGACGUCAAUCAUUA